AAAGAAAAAGUGUUACAAAUGUAGAAAUUCUUGUAAUGUCCGUACUAUAGCAACGAAAAUUUUGUGGAAAUAUGCAAUGAUCACGCUAACAGAAUGUCGAUUUAUUAAAUGUGAAUUUUUAUUCGAUAGUUUAAAAUGUGCAAUAUUUGACAAUUUAUUGUGAGCAAUGUCUUAGGAGAUUAUUUAUUACAUCAAUUUAUGGAAGUUAAUUUUUUUUCGUAUUUAUAUGAAGUGUCAAAAAUAGCAGUUAUAUUGGAUACGUUUUUUAUAAUUUGAGACACACACGCAUACGUUGAUUCCUCAAGGAAAUUUUAUCUACUUGGAUCUUUAGUCAAUAUAUAUAGAGAGAUCAAUUUCAACGAGAGAAACUUUAUCUUAUAACAGGAAUUUUUGAUAUUCGUGUCAUAGAAUUUAUUUGAAAAUGGGAAAGCCGUACAACCAUUGGAUAUUGUUUCACCUUCCCGAUCGACUGUUAUUAUUACGCACAUGUGAUGAAGGUUCAACAGCUUAAAGCGGAAGAGGAAGCAGAACUUUUAUCAAAAUGGAGGGAGAUCAUACUUACUGCUAAUGGAAAAAGGAGGUCGCAGCGUUGCCAGUAAUUUCUCCCGGCAAGAAACUUUUGAAACCGACUCCAGGUUUACAGCACGCUCUAAGAGCGGGAGUGUGAAAAGGGGAGACCUAUCGCUUCCGGUUAUUGGCCCGCGUCAUCUAGUCAGACAAAAUUCAGCUGACAGAAUUCAAAAUAAACAUAGUGAUAGAGUAUCUUCUCCAGAAGCAAUCUUCGGCAAAGGUAUUCACAGUGAUAGAACGUACACGACAAAUUUACUUGAAAAGUCAAACGGAGACUUUCCAGAUGAAAAAGCUCCAUAUAAGUUAAGAAAUAAAAAAUACCCAGAUAUAUCUGAGGACACUAGUUAUGUCAAGGAAUCGAUAUUAAAUGAACAGAAAAAAUCGGUGAUCAAUAAACAAGUCAAAGAAAAAAGAAAAGUGGACACUAAAAGUGUGGAAAGUGGUGAUUCAUCCAAGGAAAAUAAAAUAGUUGGUGCUAAAGAAUCUCCAGUAAAAGAAGUCAAAACAAAAUCUACAAAUGCUUCCAAAAAUGACAAUUCUCUGAAGGAAAAUAAGAUAACAGAGAAAAACACUGCUUCAAAUGAAAGUAAAUUUAAUGAUAAGAAAGUUUUAAAUAGCAGUGCAGUAAUAAAGGAACGUAAAAGUAACGAAAACAAACCUUUGGACAAAGCUGUAACAGUAAAAGAACGUAAAAUCAACGAUAGGAAACCAGUAGAAAGUGUUAUUUUAAGAAACGAAAGUAAAAAUAAUGAUAAGAAAACUUUGGUGAAUACUAAUUCAUCAAAUAAGUUUAACGAACAAAAGGAUAUUAAGCCAUCAAAGAGAGAAACUUCCGUAGAUUCAAAUGUUCCUCAGUUAAAACAGUUAAAAAGAACAAUACAAGAAAAAUCUAAUGAUAAAGCCAGUAAGGAAAAAUCAAGCGACCCGAAACUUGGGAAGCGAGAGACACUUCGGGAUAAACUAACAAGCACUCCAAUAAGUGAUUAUACAAGUAAUACUGCUGCCAGACCAGUUAAAACAAAUAAAUCCUCAGUUUCUAAAGUACAAAUUAAAGAAACAAAAGCAAUUGAAAGCAUCAAAAAAGAAGAAAGUAAACGCCUGAAGGAAAAUCUUACCCAAACAACUAAAACAACAUCACUAAAGAGUACUCAAAAAGUAGAAAACAAAGUUGUGCGAGAGCAGCUUAAUUUGAAAUCGGAAAGCAAACUCUCAAGAACACAAACAACUGAAACAGUUGAUAGAAAAUACGAAGAAACUAAAAGAAACCGAUUGAAAAAUAUCAACAAAGUUGGCAUUACUGGGGAAAAUAGUACAUCGAAAAAAGUUUCAAAAGAUACACCUACAUACCCAAAACAAGAUAUUUUUUUGUUGAAUGAGCGUAGGCCGUCGUCGGAUUCGUUCGAAUCGGGUUUUGCUUCAUAUCGACAAAGCGAUAAUCGACGAGAAAAAGUAGAAGAUGUGAUUUCACUUUUGACGGUAACUGACACUGAAGUGGGUAAACCGCCGGAAAACACUGUACUUGAUCGACCGCGAAGUGAUAAAAGUCGCGUUAGUUUUCGAUCUGAGCAGGGUCCGACUGAUAAGUUCAAGGGUAAUCAUCUAAUGGAACCAGUUGUCCAGAGGAAGCCAGGAUCUGAAAGGAUGACGGAAUCAUACGAAUCAAUAUACGAGGAACGGAGAACUCUACUGGAGGCUGAGGGGACAUAUCGAAAACGUAUAAAACAACUCGAAGAUGAAAUGAAUCAGUUCUUGAAAACUAUUGACGAUCUCCGAUCAGAAAACCGAGCUCUUAGAAAUAGAAUUGACUCGCUAGAAAAUUCUGAAAAUUCUGGUGGUAAACGUGAAAACGAACAAUUGAAUUUAACAAUACAGUCCCUUCAAGCCCAGAAUAAAGUUUUAGAAUCAAAACAUGAUAAAACAGAGGCUAAAAUUGCAAAACUCGAAAAAGAAAAGGACAAACUUACCUCUGAAAAUAACGACUUGACCUCGAAACUAACUGAUCUUCAAGUUAAAUAUAGCAAGGUUGACAAUGACUUGGCAAAACUUAGAUUGGAACAAAAUAGUGACUCAACUAAGUUCGACAAAGAAUUUAGUCAAUUACGUAAUGAUUUAAAAACGGAACAGUCAGAGCGAAAAAAGCUUGAAGAUCAAAUUACAAUUUUGAAAACAGACAAAGACGUGUUGAAGGAUGAAGUUGUUGCGCUGCGCUCAUUAAACAAGAACUUAGAAGCAAUUAAUGAAGAAUUCAAAAAUGAAAAUAUUACAACUGGUGAACUGCCAAAUAAAGAAAAAAUGGAACUGAAAUCACAGAUUAUAACACUUCAAACGGAUAAUCAGACUUUAAACGAAGAAAACAUCAGAUUAAAAGCAGAAAACUUGAAACAAGUGAAGUCAAUUCAUGAUUUAGAGAAGACUGCAAAGUCGUUUGAAUCGAGUGUAACGGCAGUUGAAUCUUCAAAAAUGACAGAAAUUCAGGAUUUGCAAAACGAGAAUGCAAAACUUAAAUCAGAAAUCAAAGAUUUGAAAGAAACACAUGCUGAUGCAAAUAAUAAGAUAAAAUCUCUAGAAUCUGAAAAUAAAGAUCUAGACGAAACUCUUUCACAAAAGAAAGUCGAACUGUCAGAGUUGUUAACAGCUCUCAAAGACGACGAUAAAUUCGAUAGUGAAAUUAAAAAUCUAAGAGCAGAAAAUGCUCGAUUGAAAACUGAAAGUGAAGAGAAAGACAAAAAAGCAGAUGAUUCGGGUAAACAUCUAGAGGAAAUAAAGAUAGAAAAAGACAAAUUUGAAACGGAGAAAAACAAACUUACUAAAAAAAUUAAUGAAAUGCUAGAAAUGAAUGAAGAGCAAAAGAAGCAUAUGGCAGAUCUACAAGAAAAGCUAGAGUUUGGAAAGCGUGAAAUAGAAUCAAAUAAAGAAAAGCUCAAACAAAUAGAAAAGUAUGAAAACGAAUUAUCAGAUUUGAAAUCAAAACUUCAGAAUACAGAGAAAGAAAGAGAUAGACUUAUUAAACAAAAACAAGAAGAGAUAGACGACCUAAAAUUAAAAAUGGAAAGAAACGAUGUAAAUCACAAAGAGCAACUUGAUGCAUUGAAAAUGGAAUAUGAAAAAGAAAUCGACGAACUGAAAAAGCAAGUUGAUUUUUUGCAAAAAGAGAUCGAAGAGUUGAGGCAGUUGAAAGCAGUCGAGAGCGAACUGCUAGAAACAAAUGAUGAACUUAUGAAAGUAAAAGAGAAAUAUUCGCAAAUGGUUUCGGAAGUUGAGUCAAAGUCGGAUUUGGAACAGAAAAACUUCCAAAUGAACAUGAGGAUGACUCAGAUGAAUAAUACCAUCAAGCUGUUAGAAAGAGAUAAGAAGGAAUGGCUUAUCAAAAAGCAAGAAUUUGACGAAAUUGAAGCUAAUAAUAAACGUUUACAAGAUGAAAACAUUGGCCUCAAGCAACGUGGCGGUAUCAAAAAAGUUUCUAAACAAAUUGACAAGCAAAUAGAAUUUUUAGAACGGAAACAGAAAGACGCAGAAACACGUGUUAAACAAUUAGAGGGUUGGGUAGGCGAUUUAUAUGAUGAUGAUGAAAGUCAGAACCGUGCAACAUAUGUUGGCAGUUUGAACGGAAGAAAAGCUCCACCUCCUAAGAAGAAACAACCCUUCACAAAAGCUUCCAAACCGCCAAAAACAACAAUAAGAAUCGACCACGACCGCCCAAGAAGUUUGGAUGAUGUUGAAGUAAGGGAGAAAGACAUUUACGAAAAAAGAUCAGAAAAGUCUGAGAAAUUUUCACAUUCCUCAACUCCGAGCUUGCCCGCCAUUGAACCAGAGACUAGAUUAACUUUUGGUUUAGGAUAUAGCCAAAUACAUAGAAGUCGAAUUAAAGCUGCUCAAAAGUAUAGGAAGUAGGAAUUAAGAACGUAUCACUGCAAUAUAUCAUUAUAUUAUAAACUGAUGUUCUCGUAUACUUUAUAGUGAGAUAUAUUUAAUGUCAAAUUGCGGUUUUCUAGAGCGGUAGAAUAUGCUUUGUCAUCCGACGCACGCAUCAGAUCUCUGGAAUUAGUCCGAAUUUGAAAAAACACUAACUUUUAGUGAUAGUAUAGAUAACAGGAAAUACUGACGCUGCCUUUUUAAAGUUUUGUCAUUUUAUUUAUUUAUGCAAUGAAAACAUAGUAAAGCGCAUCUGUGAUAUAUAGAGAGAAUUAUAUAUAAUGAUUUUCUCAAAAUAAAAAUUAAAGCAUUACAAUGUUCAUGAA
Molecule: messenger RNA, 4808 nt
Organism: Mytilus californianus (California mussel)
Lineage: Eukaryota; Metazoa; Mollusca; Bivalvia; Mytilida; Mytilidae
Product: girdin-like
Exons: 2
Coding region: 568-4461 (1297 amino acids)
Source: RefSeq, a predicted model, not a curated record